Messenger RNA from Vombatus ursinus (common wombat), 1102 nucleotides. It is a transcript of the gene TAMM41, whose product is annotated as TAM41 mitochondrial translocator assembly and maintenance homolog. Gene Ontology annotation, cellular component: mitochondrion. The coding region runs from base 36 to 1040 and encodes 334 amino acids. Gene Ontology annotation, molecular function: phosphatidate cytidylyltransferase activity. The record is from RefSeq and is a predicted model, not a curated record. Gene Ontology annotation, biological process: cardiolipin biosynthetic process; CDP-diacylglycerol biosynthetic process. The transcript has 8 exons. Lineage: Eukaryota; Metazoa; Chordata; Mammalia; Diprotodontia; Vombatidae.
CCCGGCUGCCGCCGCACGCCCGCCAGGCCCAUGUCAUGUCGCUGCCGAUCUCGGAGGUGACGUUCCGCCGGAUCCUGGCGAACUUCCCCGAGAACCUGAGCCUGGCCUUCGCCUACGGCUCCGGGGUGUACCGCCAGGCGGGGCCCAACGGCAGCCGCAAGAAUCUCAUGCUGGACUUCGUGUUUACAGUAGAUGACCCAGUAACAUGGCAUUCAAAGAAUUUGCAACAAAACCGCAGCCACUACUCUUUCUUGAGAUUUUGUGGGCCAAAAGUUAUCACGAAAGUGCAGAAUAACUACGGAGCAGGAAUCUACUACAAUACCAUGAUAACGUGUGCUGGUAAGCUUAUCAAAUAUGGGGUUAUUAGCACUGAAACCCUAAUUAACGAUCUGCUUACUUGGAAUACCUUAUAUGUUGCUGGACGUCUACAAAAGCCGGUGAGAAUCUUGAGCUUGAAGGAGGACACUGCGCUCCGGGCAGCCCUGGAAUCAAACCUGGAGAGUGCCGUCACAGCAGCUUUUCUCAUGCUCCCAGAAAGCUUCUCCGAGGAAGACCUCUUUGUGCAGAUCGCCGGCCUCUCCUACUCCGGUGACUUUCGGAUGCUGAUGGGAGAGGAGAAAGGGAAGGUGGUGAACAUUGUGAAGCCCAACAUUCCUCAUUUUCGUGAGCUGUAUGGUCAGAUUCUCGUCCAGAACCCCCAGGUGUUGUACAAGCAAAAUCAAGGCCAGCUCGAGAUAGAUAAAAGCCCAGAAGCCCAAUUCACUCAGCUAAUGACUUUGCCAAAAACGCUGCAACAAGAAAUAAGUUAUCUUAUGGACACUCCAGGGAAAAACAGAGAUGUGGAAGAGACUUUACUGCAAGUGGCUCAUGAUCCUGACUGCGGGAACGUGGUACGGCAAGGACUUUCAGGAAUCGUGAGACCUUCUAGUGUAAUGCAGAGCACCAAAGGCAUCCUAACAGCUGGUGUGAAGAAAUCAUUGAUUUAUAGUUCAAUGAAAGUGCAAAAAAUGUGGACCGGAUGGACAAAGAAGACAUCCUAAUGUUAUUUGCUUUUGUAAAUGCUGUGUAUAGAUGAAUAAAGUGUCUGAUCUUUUUGUCAGAA